Messenger RNA from Harmonia axyridis, 793 nucleotides. It is a transcript of the gene ReepB, whose product is annotated as receptor expression-enhancing protein 5. The record is from RefSeq and is a predicted model, not a curated record. NCBI's taxonomy places the organism in Eukaryota, Metazoa, Arthropoda, Insecta, Coleoptera, Coccinellidae. The coding region runs from base 77 to 616 and encodes 179 amino acids. The transcript has 4 exons.
UGUGAUAUCGGCAUUCGGCUGUCAUUUUCAUUAGUCUUUUGAAUAACGUCCUGAAAAAAUAAAAAAUUUCUGUAACAUGGCUGGCAAAAUUUUAGCGAUUAAAGAUCAAGUAAAUGAGUCCCUUCAUGACACAUCCAAACCAUGGACGAAAUGUUUCGAAGAAGCUGAAAAAAAAUCAGGAGUAGACAGACUCUACAUAUUUGUGGGUGUAAUCGGGAUAAUAGGAGCCUGGCUUGUGUUUGGCUUUGCUGCUCAAUUAGUCUGUAAUUUUGUGGGUUUUAUUUAUCCAGCAUAUGCUUCAAUGAAAGCUUUAGAAUCAAAAAAUAAGGAUGAUGAUACCAAAUGGUUGACAUACUGGGUAGUUUUUGCCUGUUUUUCAGUAAUAGAGUUUUUUGCUGAUUUUAUUGUGGGCUGGUUUCCCUUGUAUUGGCUCGUGAAGUGUUCUGUCUUCAUCUGGCUUAUGGUGCCAGGGUCUCUUAAUGGUUCCAUCAUUCUUUACAAUAAGUUCAUUAGGUCUUAUUUUCUCAAGCAUCAGAAAUCUGUUGAUGAUGCUAUUGAGAAAUUAGUGAAUGCAGGUGCUGAAGGUCUCUCAAAACUUGAGAAAAAAGGCCAUUAAUCUAAUAACACCGACUUAAUAUUCUAUUUGAAUUAUCAAUAUGAUAAUAACAUUGGGGGCUGUUCAGAGUAUUCAGAAUUUUCCAUAUAAUUUUUCACAUUGUAUGCUUUCUAUAAUCCCAAAUUCUGAUAUGGAUAAUGAUAAACAAGCACAAAUAUUCAAAUAGGAAAACAGUAU